Messenger RNA from Wyeomyia smithii (pitcher-plant mosquito), 2687 nucleotides. Its product is annotated as glucose dehydrogenase [FAD, quinone]-like. The record is from RefSeq and is a predicted model, not a curated record. The transcript has 2 exons. The coding region runs from base 574 to 2529 and encodes 651 amino acids. Lineage: Eukaryota; Metazoa; Arthropoda; Insecta; Diptera; Culicidae. Gene Ontology annotation, molecular function: flavin adenine dinucleotide binding; oxidoreductase activity, acting on CH-OH group of donors.
AUAAUAAUUAUAAUGAGACAGAACUAGAAACUAGAUAACGGUCAACGUUUUACUCGAUGACCGAUAGAAGAAAUCAAGCCUAUCGAAAUUAGUGCUGUGCACCAGUGACCAAAGCGCAAAACAAUAAUACCAGUUUUAUUGCAACCAAUCAAAUUUAUUCACCGCAAAGUGUUCCUAUUGCGCAACAAUAGUGCAGGCAUCUGUGAAAAGUAAACUGGAAGUAGCUACAAUCACCGAAUGUGCUGCUAGCAACGCGACGUCACUUGUCCAAAUCUGACUGACAGCACGGACUCGGAAAUCAUAGGCAUGAAAUGACCUUAACACAUGUGUGCGUCGAAGGUUUGCAUUACCUUCGAUGAAAAACACGAAAGGCUGUUGUCUAUAUGUUUUUAAUUUUGCUUUAAUUCUGUCCGAAACGCGUACCAUACCAUGUGCCACCCUUUUACAUCAAAAUUUUGGACAUUUUUAACAAGCUUCUCGUAGCGCAGUUUAGUCCUCUUGAAAGCUUCUUGGUCUCAGUUACUAUUCGAAAUCGGUAACCGUUGGACGCGCACAAGCGAUAUAUCCGGAGCGAUGAAGAUUUGCAAAAUAGGUUACACGCGAAAGCAGCUGAUGGUACUUAUAGUGAUAAUCUUUCAAUUUGUGCGUUCGUCAUUCGCAUCAGAGCAAAAUACGUUGGAUAGCGCUACCAAUACGCUGGACGGUAUCGAAAAGCAGCCUAAUGUAGAUUCAGUUAAGAGUGACUUCCUCAGUGAAACCAAAAAUUAUUACGGCACUAAGAACAUUCUAAACCAAUACGACUUCGUGAUAGUAGGAGGCAGCCCAUCGGGAUGCGUAAUCGCCAAUCGAUUGUCGGAAAAUCCCGACUGGAAAGUGCUACUGAUAGAAGCUGGAGAGCGUGAAAAUUUACUUGUCAAAGUACCGGUAUUUGCUGCAUACAUGCAGUCCACCAGCUACAAUUGGGGUUACCUUGCUGAACGACAAAACUAUUCCUGCUGGGGAAUGGAAGACCAACGCUGCGCGAUGCCACGCGGAAAAGGACUCGGAGGUUCGACGCUCAUAAACUACAUGAUGUAUGUUCGAGGUAAUCGCAAAGAUUUCGACAAGUGGGCCGAUCUCGGUAACCCCGGGUGGUCUUAUAAGGAUGUACUACCAUUUUUCAAGAAAUCAGAAAAAUCUUACCUCAACAUUUCAAACCAUUAUCAUGGUACAGAUGGGCUGUUGGAUGUACGAUUCGUUCCCUAUCGGACGCCAAUGUCUCGUAUUUUUGUGGAUAGUCUACGUGAAUUGGGAAUGAAAGAAUUGGUAGACUACGAUGGCGAACGUCAACUUGGGGUUUCGUUUUUGCACACAAAUCAACGUAACGGCCAACGACUAUCAGCUAGCGCCGCUUUCAUAGAGCCAAUUGAAUACCGACUUAAUCUACACAUACUAACGAAUGCUAGAGCGACGAAAAUAUUGAUCGACCCAAAAUCUAAGACAACUUACGGGGUGGAAUUUGUUCAUAAAAAGAAACGGUAUGCAGUGAUAGCAAAAAAAGAAGUAAUUCUCGCUGCUGGAGGACUGCAAUCGGCACAGUUGCUAAUGCUGUCCGGAAUCGGGCCAACCGAUAAACUCGAAACUGUCGGAAUACCUGUUGUUCAAAAUCUUCCAGUAGGGCAAUUACUUUAUGACCAUCUAUAUUUUACCGGGAUAUCAUUUGUGACGAACACACAGAAUUUCACACUACACGUUGACCGCGUUGUAACACUCCCUAUGCUGGUUAAUUACUUUAGUGGAAAUGGAACACUUACGAUUCCCGGAGGAGUCGAGGUUAUUGGUUUUCUGAAUACGCGCGAAUCUAAUCGAGACACCGUUCCGGAUAUUGAACUAAUUUUCGUAAAUGGCUCCCCAGGAUCCGACAAAGGAAGUGGCAUACGAAGAGGGCUUCGUUUAAAAGAUGAAGUUUACGACAUAUAUCGACCGCUGGAGUCCGGAGAUAGGGACGCUUUUACCGUGAACAUCGUUUUACUACACCCAAAAUCAAGAGGUUACAUGGAGCUGAAGAAUAGUAAUCCUUUUCAGUGGCCGAGAUUUUUCACUAACUUUCUGAAAGAAGACGAAGAUGUAGAAACGUUGCUCAGAGGUAUAAGACGAGUCCUGCAAAUAUUGGAUACCCCAACGAUGAAACGAUACGGUGCAAAGUUACAUGAUAUUCCGCUACCAAAUUGUGCCCACAUACAGUUCGCAAGCGACGAUUACUGGCGGUGUGCACUUAGAACCCAGGCCACGUCAAUGUACCAUCAGACGGGAACCUGUAAGAUGGGGCCUACAUCGGAUCCAGAGGCAGUUGUAUCGUCAGAGCUUCGUGUACACGGCAUUAGUAAUUUGCGUGUCGCAGAUGUGAGCAUUAUACCGGUUACCUUCAGUGGCCAUCCGGCAGCAACUGCUUACAUGAUUGGUGAAAAGUGCGCGAGUAUCAUCAAGGAACAGUGGAUGCAUAAGACCCAAGAUAGCUGGACGAAGAUGCAGAACACCAAACAAAAAUGAAAUAGAAUACAAGAAACAUAGGGUAUCACAGUAACAACCUAGAAAAAUCUUUUUAUGAAUCGAAAUUCUCCGCUUCACAUUAAAACAAUCAUAUUGAUUAGUAUCUGUGUCACUGUUACAUGUCGGUUCAAUAUUUUGAUUCACGUAUACCAAAUAAA